Messenger RNA from Trichomonas vaginalis G3, 786 nucleotides. Its product is annotated as protein of unknown function, DUF4106 family. The transcript has a single exon. The record is from RefSeq and is a predicted model, not a curated record. NCBI's taxonomy places the organism in Eukaryota, Parabasalia, Trichomonadida, Trichomonadidae. Bases 1 to 786 code for a protein of 261 amino acids.
AUGGAAGUGAAUGGUGAACCAGAUAUAGCUGGUAUUUUCAGCGCGGCUUUAAUGCCAUUGAAAGAUAUGAAAGAUGCAGAUAUUUUGGACCAGUAUGAAAUGAACAUGGCUGAUGGAAAUAUAACACCUGACGUUCUAGAACAUUUAUCUCAAAGAACUACACAGAACCAUAGAGAUGGUAUAUUUGGUGAAGAGUUUAGAAAGAAAGUUAGGGAGAGAGAAGGAAGAGAACCUAUUGUACAUGACCUUGCAAACGAAAGUUUGCAAAAUGUCAUAAAAACUUACUUUGCAGACAAUGAACCGAGAAUGGAUGAAUAUUUAAGAAAACUCAAAUGGACAGUACCAAAUGAAAUGUUAGUAUUGAAAAACAUGUUCCUUGACAAAAUAAAAUCAACUACAGAAAUAAAUGACGCAAGACUGAAACAUUGGGUAAAAGCUUUCCCAUUCACAAAAGAUAUUAUUGGUAACAUGGAAAGAAAACCAGAAUGGCUACAAAAACAUAUAUUUGGAAACGAGCUUAUUCCAUAUGGACAAGCUCUGUUUGAAGAGCUUGAACCGGAAACUCAGGAAAGAGUCAUGCAAACAAUACGCGAAGACUCAAAUACAAACUAUGACAAAAUCUUUCUAGGAUAUAGGUUACCUGAGAUGGGCGACCAGAGCCCAAAGGCAAAAAGGACAUGGGAAAUUUACAACAUACUAGGUGAACAUGAGGCAAAGAUGCAACAACUUGAAGCAGAGGGCAAGUUACCAAAAGCGACACCAAAGAAGAAGAGUAGAACAAAGUGA